Messenger RNA from Populus nigra (black poplar), 2095 nucleotides. RefSeq lists its product as uncharacterized. The record is from RefSeq and is a predicted model, not a curated record. Bases 85 to 744 code for a protein of 219 amino acids. Lineage: Eukaryota; Viridiplantae; Streptophyta; Magnoliopsida; Malpighiales; Salicaceae. The transcript has 2 exons.
AAAGUUUUCAUUUUAGUUUUAUUUUGUUAGAAAUGGGUUUUGGCUGAAAGGGUACAGUAGUUGAAUCGGUGAUUUUUGCACGGUAUGGAGACUCUUGUUGUUGUGGCUGAACACAGGAAUCAGUAUUAUAGCGGAGUUGAACCACACGGGCCUGCUAAAUUCGGGGCUUCUCCUUCUAAGCACUUUAGGGAUAUCAAUUGCAGGACUUUUCAAUCCGGGGCGGGAUUACUUCCAACCCCAUUUCAGACUUCCACUACUCCUGUAACCAAAAGCACCACCCUUGCUCCUGCUUCUCACUCUCCAAAAACACCAUCACCAGCUGUCAAGUCUCAUUCCAACUCUCAUUCUGUUGACAAUGUUCGCUUGAAGACUGCUUCAAAAAGCUCUCCUAUAACUUUUAAUGCCAAGAUUUCUAGAAAGGAAACAUCUUUUAAUGAGGCGAUAGGUUUUGUGAAUGGGAAUUUACCGUUCUCGGAGCUUUGGGCUGGUCCUGCUUAUUCGAAUUCUCCACCACCGAGUUCUUUGCCGAUUCCUAAGUUUUCAAUGAGGCCACCAAAGCGAACCGUGUCACUUAAUUUACCUGUGUCUGAUGAUGCUGAUUUUGAUGUGCAACCAACUGCCAAGUCUGCACCGGCUUCCCCCUCAAGGGAGCAUAGCCCUUCUAUAAGAGAUUUGCUUCUUAGUGCUGACUCCGCGACGAAGACUUUGCGUCGCAUUCUCAACCUUGACGUGGCAGGCGAGUGAAGUUUAAGGGGCGUUUUGCUCCUGUAAAUAGCGAAUUCAGUGGUAGAUGUAUAUAGAUGAAUAAAUUAGCCAGGAGUGUCAGUUGGGUUGAGUUUCUUUAGCUUCUGGUAGUGGUGGUGGUGGUGAUACAACAAGCAGUCAUGGCUUGGUAGGUCAAUAAUCUUCAGAUGUUACACUGAGAAACUUAUAUGUGACCUGGAGUAGUAUUUUGGUAGCAAGGCAGGCAGGCCAGGUACAUGGCUUUAUAGCUAAGAUGGGGCAAGACUAUGUGAAACGGAUGGAAGCUGACUCCAAUACAUUCAGGAAGCAGAGGGGAAGUUAUAAUGAAGUUGUAGUGAAGGUCAUUUUUUCAGGAGCAUGUGACUACUUGCAAGUUUCUAUUCUAUGAUCUAUCAUACCCUUGCGAAGCUCUUUGCAUAAUCUCCUUGUGGGAUUGUUUAUUCGCUCUACUUAAGUUCUUGAGAAGAAUUUAGGCUUAUAACAUCAGAUGCUAUGUAUAUACUGCAUUAUAACUUGGCUAGUCUUACAAUUCCAUAGGUUUCUGUCUUAUUAGCGUAUCCUGACUUUCUUUUCUUGGUUUCAAUUCCGGCGCCCUCUUCUAGCUUCACUUUCUGAUUGCUAACAUUAAUUAGCCUAUUAGUUUCCUAGUCUAGUGCUGCCUCAAUUGGCACCCUAGAUGAUCCGUUCUCUUGUAAUAGUUUACUUGCCUCAUCACUUCCAAUAAUCAAUGCCAGCUCUUAUAUAUAUUCACCAUUUCUUUUCCUUCUUCUUUAGGCAGCACUAACUCCAUGCACAACCUUUCUUCUUUAGGUAGCUCUAACUCCUUGCACACCCUGCACGGGUGUUGUUUCUCCUUGGCCAUCUUUUCUGUUUUUUAAGAGGGAAAAGUGGGAAGGGGAAGUGAAAGUAUUUGUUAGUGUUUUCUGCUCCUUAAGUCUGUCAAGGUCAAUCCUAUCCAUGUUGCUCUGUCAUGUUGGAAGCCUAUCAGUUUCUUGUUAUUUUGAACAGUUAAUAGGGCCUCCUCUGUCUUUCAUGAAGUGUAUAUUCCUCGGAGAUUGUUGACCAUGUCAAGCUAUUUGCAAGGGAGCUGCUUGUCCAGGAACAUUUCAGGAAGCUGCUGUUAUAGCAGGAUAUGCUCUUGAUAGAUGUAGUCCUAAAAGUACGUCUUAUCACGAUUCAUCCAUAUGUGGUUUCUAUUUCUUGUCACUCUCGUCACUGAGAUUAUAGUGCAAUAUCUGUCUUACUGUUUGUCUUUUGUACCAGGAAUCCUCUUGAGUAGUCGAGUUAUGUGUAUUGGUGAACCGAUGUAAUUUUACAACAACAUUCUAUGUCUGGUCUUUAGAGGUUUUCA